AUGGCUCCGACUAAUGUCCUCCAGGAGCUCUCUGCAAACGCGGCCAUGUCUCCGUGUCCUCUGGAGCAUGAGUUACGCGCCGCGCUGCAGCGGAGGAUCCUGGUUCUGGACGGAGCCAUGGGCACCAUGAUCCAGCAGCACAGGCUGGAGGAGGAGCACUUCAGAGGGGAUGAGUUCAGAGACCACUCUGUCUCUCUGAAGGGGAACAAUGACCUGCUGAGCAUCACACAACCACAAAUCAUCUACCAAAUACACAAGGAGUACCUGGAGGCCGGAGCAGACAUCAUUGAGACCAACACAUUCAGCAGCACGUCUGUGGCUCAGGCCGAUUACCGACUGGAACACCUGGCUUAUCGUCUCAACAAAGCCUCUGCUGAACUGGCCAGGAAGGCUGCAGACGACGUCUUCAGACUCAGAGGCUCUAAGCGGUACGUGGCUGGGGCUUUGGGUCCCACCAACAAAACUCUGUCCGUGUCUCCCUCAGUGGAAAAACCAGACUUCAGAAACAUCACGUUUGAUGAGUUGGUGGAGGCCUACUCUGAGCAGGUUCGAGGGCUGCUGGACGGCGGAGUGGACAUCCUGUUGGUGGAAACGAUCUUCGACACGGCCAAUGCGAAGGCUGCUUUAUUCGCCAUUGACCUGCUGUUUGAGGAGACGUACGAGAGGAAGCCGAUCUUUAUCUCAGGAACUAUCGUGGACCGGAGCGGCAGGACUUUGUCGGGCCAGACCACGGAGGCCUUUGUGGUCAGCGUGGCACACUCCAGACCUCUGUGUCUGGGUCUGAACUGUGCCCUGGGUGCGACCGAGAUGAGGCCGUUCAUCGAGGCCAUCGGGAAGAGCACGUCUGCCUUUGUGCUGUGUUAUCCUAACGCUGGUCUUCCCAACACGUUUGGAGACUAUGAUGAGACUCCUGAGGUCACUGCGUCCAGUCUGAAGGAGUUUGCGAUGGAUGGACUGGUGAAUAUUGUGGGCGGCUGCUGUGGGACCACCCCAGCUCACAUCAGAGCCAUCAGUGAAGCAGUGCGACACAUCGUACCCAGAGACCCUCCUCCUCUGCUCUUCCAGGAGUACCUGCAGCUCACAGGCUUAGAACCUUUCCGGAUCGGUCCACACACCAACUUUGUGAACAUCGGGGAACGCUGCAAUGUCGCUGGAUCUCGCAAGUUUGCCAAGCUGAUAAUGGCCGGGAACUACGAGGAGGCUCUCAGUAUUGCAAAGGCUCAAGUGGAGAUGGGGGCUCAGGUCCUGGAUAUAAAUAUGGAUGAAGGGAUGCUGGAAGGCCCUGGUGCUAUGGCGCGGUUCUGUAACUUCAUAGCUUCAGAGCCAGACAUCGCGAGGGUCCCUCUGUGCAUAGAUUCGUCCAAUUUUGCAGUGAUUGAGGCUGGACUGAAGUGCUGUCAGGGGAAGUGCAUCGUAAACAGCAUCAGUCUGAAGGAGGGGGAGCAGGACUUCCUCCAGAGAGCUGCCACCGUGAAGCGCUAUGGGGCCGCCGUCGUGGUCAUGGCCUUCGAUGAACAGGGCCAGGCCACAGACACAGAGCGCAAAGUGGAGAUCUGCUCUCGAGCCUACUGGCUGUUAGUCAACAGAGUGGGCUACGACCCCAACGACAUCAUCUUCGACCCCAACAUCCUGACCAUCGGCACCGGGAUGGAGGAGCACAACCACUACGCCAUCAACUUCAUCAGGGCCGCACAGCUCAUCAAAGAGACAUUACCGAGAGCUCGAGUCAGUGGAGGACUGUCCAACCUGUCCUUCUCCUUUCGUGGGAUGGAGGUCAUUAGAGAAGCCAUGCACGGGGCCUUUCUCUAUCACGCCAUCAAGCACGGUCUGGACAUGGGCAUCGUUAACGCGGGGAACUUGCCGGUUUACGACAACAUCGACAAACAGUUGUUAGAGCUCUGUGAGAAUCUGAUCUGGAACAAAGACCCUGAAGCCACAGAGAAGCUGCUGACCUACGCACAGAACAACGUGAAAGGAGCCAAGAAGACGGUUCAGAGCGAAGAAUGGAGAGAGGGGACGGUGGAGGAGCGGCUGGAAUACGCUCUCAUCAAAGGAGUGGAGAAGUAUGUGGUGGAGGAUGUGGAGGAGUGUCGGUCGCUGGAGAGCUACACGAGGCCCCUCCACGUCAUCGAAGGGCCCCUGAUGAAUGGGAUGAAGGUGGUGGGUGACCUGUUUGGAGCCGGCAAGAUGUUUCUGCCCCAGGUGAUUAAAUCUGCUCGUGUGAUGAAGAAGGCGGUGGGAUAUCUGAUUCCAUUCAUGGAGGAGGAGAGGCAGGAGAUGAUGAAGGCGUCAGGAGUAACGACAGAGUCUGAUCCAUAUCAGGGCACCAUCGUCCUGGCCACAGUGAAGGGAGAUGUCCACGACAUCGGCAAAAACAUUGUUGGCGUUGUCCUGGGCUGUAAUAACUUCAGAGUGGUGGACCUGGGUGUGAUGGUUCCAUGUGACCAGAUCCUCCGACAGGCUGUGGCUCACAGAGCAGACAUCAUCGGGCUGUCGGGGCUCAUCACGCCGUCCCUGGACGAGAUGAUUCACGUGGCCAAAGAAAUGCAGCGUCUGGGCAUGAGCACGCCGCUGUUGAUAGGAGGAGCCACCACGUCCAAGACCCACACGGCUGUGAAGAUCGCUCCUCGCUACAGCUGCCCCGUGGUCCAUGUGCUGGAUGCUUCUCGAGCGGUGCUGGUGUGCUCGCAGCUCAAGGAUGAGUCUCAGAGGGAUGAAUAUUUUGAGGAGCUGAAAGAGGAGUAUGAGGACGUCAGACAGGAUCACUACGACUCUCUGAAGGAUCGCAGAUAUCUGUCUCUGAUUAAAGCGAGAGAAAAAGGUCUCCAUAUCGACUGGCAGUCCACUCCAGAACCAGUGCAGCCCCAGUUUCUUGGCACUCGUGUCUUUGAUGACUACGACCUGAAGAGUCUCCUGGAAUACAUCGAUUGGAAACCGUUCUUUGAUGUUUGGCAGCUCAGAGGAAAGUACCCAAACAGAGGGUUCCCCAAGAUCUUCAACGAUAAGACUGUUGGCUCAGAGGCUCGGCACCUUUUCAAUGAUGCUCAGAAGAUGCUUCAGCAGAUGAUUGACAGCUCCACGCUGAAGGGACGAGGGUUGGUGGGAUUCUGGCGAGCUCAGAGUCGAGGAGAUGACAUCUGUUUGUACAGAGAAGAUGUUUGUGGAGACACGGAGCCAACAGCAGUGUUCUACGGGCUGCGUCAGCAGGCGGAGAAGGACUCCUCCAGCCCAGAGCCAUACUUCUGCCUCUCAGACUUUGUUGCCCCAGUGGACUCUGGGGUGAAGGACUACCUGGGACUGUUCGCUGUAGCUGUUUUUGGGGCAGAGGAGCUGAGUCAGCAGUUCUUAGACAAAGGAGACGACUACAACAGCAUCAUGGUCAAGGCUCUGGCCGACCGUCUGGCUGAGGCCUUUGCGGAGCAGCUCCAUGCCAGAGUCAGGAAGGAGCUGUGGGGAUACAGCACAGAAGAAGCCCUUCAGACCUCAGACCUGCUCAAGGUCCAGUACCAGGGCAUCAGACCAGCGGCCGGUUACCCCAGUCAACCAGACCACACCGAGAAGAGGACCAUGUGGAGCCUGGCCAGUAUCCAGCAAAACACUGGCAUCAGUCUGACCGAGUCUUUGGCCAUGACUCCUGCUGCAGCCGUGUCCGGACUCUACCUGUCGCACCCUCAGGCCACGUACUUCUCUGUGGGAAAGAUCACCAAGGAGCAGGUGGAUGACUACGCCCAGAGGAAGAGCAUGGAGGUUUACCACAUACUCAGACACUCGGGACACUUCCAAAGACCCAAUGACAACUUCAGACACGGGAUGCUGAGGCUCACGCGCGCGGGUACCUGUGCCGCCUGCAGCUCCGCCCUCCGCGUGCGUGCCUCGUCCAAUCAGAGGCGAGUUUCCCUCCUCAUCUUUUGGGUCCAGCCUCAGCCACAGGAGCGCGCUUUGCUCUGUGCUGCGCUGCGACACGGGCAUCUUUACGCGGAGCUCAGCCUCAGCAGCAUGGAGGGCGGAGAGGCGGAGGACGAGAUCCAGUUCCUCAGGACCGUAAGUCUCCGGCCGUGCGUCCCACUGCACUGCUGCGGCGUGUCCGUGUGUGUGUGCGUGCGUGCGUUCUCGGGGCUGGGGAUGUACCGCAUAACCGGACACUCUCUGUGGUCAGUGAUCCGCAGCGCACUGAAAGCCCUGACCACAGACAAGCGGCAGGGAGGCGGCAGAGAGGCGGCAGAGGGGUGGGCGCUGGAGUCCGGGGGUGAUGCUGUCAUUAUUCGGCCGCAGAGGCGUUUUGUGCUGGAUGGAUGGGGCGCAGUGAGGGGGGCACAGACUGACUCCCAUCAGGGGGGUGGUGGGGGGGGGGGGGGGGGGGGGUCGGUGCUGCAGAGCGAUGCUGCAGGAACAUGUGACCACCCGGGAACCAGAGUCCAGGCCACACAGAGCUGCUCCCUCCAUGUGUGA
Knipowitschia caucasica is the source of this 4449-nucleotide messenger RNA. Lineage: Eukaryota; Metazoa; Chordata; Actinopteri; Gobiiformes; Gobiidae. The record is from the annotation of a GenBank genome assembly.